Molecule: messenger RNA, 1993 nt
Organism: Calliphora vicina (urban bluebottle blowfly)
Lineage: Eukaryota; Metazoa; Arthropoda; Insecta; Diptera; Calliphoridae
Exons: 1
Coding region: 226-1014 (262 amino acids)
Molecular function (GO): GTP binding; GTPase activity
Source: RefSeq, a predicted model, not a curated record
AAUAAUGUUACCCCAAUUAAUUAAUAAUAAAAACAAAACAAAAGAAUUCUUGUGCAAAAAACAUUAAUUAGAUAAGAGCUAAUUUAGAUUAACGCUGAGGAAUUGAAAAAUUCCCACAAGUUAGACAUAAAAGCAAUCACUGUAACAACAACAAUACAAGUUCCAACUAUAAAAAUCGUCCAAUUUUUGCCAGAUUUAUUCAACGAAAAACGCCACAUCCUCAACAUGAGAGGUAUUGAGGGUAAAGUCGUUAUUUUAGGAUCUAGGGGUGUUGGUAAAACAUGCCUUGUAACCAAAUACAUUAAGAACACUCUACACAAAGAUGUUGGUCCAACAAUAGCUGCUUCGUUUUUCACUUGUAAGGUCAUCUUGGAUGAUGUUAAAGUAAAAUUACAAAUUUGGGAUACUGCUGGCCAGGAACGUUUCAAAGCCGUUGCGCCCAUGUAUUAUCGCAACGCCAAUGCUGCCAUAUUAGUUUUCGAUUUAUCACAAUAUCGAACAUUUAGCGAAAUUAAAUCGUGGAUACAGGAGCUACAUCGCAAUGUACAGGAACCCUUAAUACUAACACUAGUUGGUAAUAAAUUAGAUUUACAUGCAAUUCGUGCCGUGUCACGAGAAGAGGCUUGCCUAUUUGCUAACUCUAUGGGAGCAACAUAUUUCGAGACAUCUGCCGAGACGGAUCAAGGCCUGGAACAGGUGUUUGUCAGUACUGCCUUAGGUUUGGUGCGUUUGGCGAAAGAAGGCAAAUGUCGUUCUCUAAGACAAUUUGAUUCGUGUGACUCGAUCUCGACCUAUACCAAUAAUAAUACAGCGUUCAAUCAUACCGCUCAAGCGAUUUGUAGUCGUCAUUUGCAUGAAAAUGGUUCCGUAAUACAUUUGCCCUCAGUGCCGUUGGGUAUACCGGUAGAGGGGGAUGAUGUUAAAGCCACAGCAGAGGGACGUUUAGAGACACCAUCCUGGAGUAUAGAGCAUAUAGCAUUGGGUGAAGUGGAACCCGUCAAUUGGUGUUGUUAAAUUCUAAUUGAAAUUCUAAAUAAAACCCACAAAUAAGAAUUAUAUGCAUAUUCAAAUGCAGUCAGUAAAACAAAAGUAGUUGAAAGAAAACAAUUGUGAUUUUUUUUUAUUAAGAAAACAAACAACCCAACCAACAAAAACAAAGCAAUUUAUGAAUGCAAACCACAAGAAUCUUUAAUCAAAUACACAGAUAUUAUUUAUAAUUUAUAAAUAGCUACAUACUUAUUUAUGUAUGUAUUUAAUUCAUUAUUUUUCUUUAUGAUAUAACAAUGUAUGUAUGAAUAUGUAGCAAUAGAUUUAAGUAUAUAAAAUAAAAAAAAACAGAAUUUUAAAAUUCUUUUUUACAAUAAUCUAAAUUUAUAUUGUAAAAUGCUUUUGACCAAAAAUGCCCAUCGAAUUUCUUUUCGUUUUUUUUUUAUUUCAAAAAACACUUUUUUAUAUAAAUCAAAUUACUUUUAUUUUUAUUAUUAUGUAUUAAUUUUAAUUCUUUUCUACUAACCACAACUGGUACUGAUGUGUUUUUAAUUAAUUAUUAUGGUAUUUUUUUCUUUUUUUUAAAGCAAUUAAUAUUCAUUCAUAUUUAAAUUUAUAAGUUUUCCUUCAUUUUUCUACACUCAUUCGUUUUGAGUUUAUGAUUUAAUCUUUUUAUUUAUAACUUAAAAAUAACAUGUGUACAAAUAGUAAAACAUAUUCAUUUGUUAUAAUGAACGACAUGUUUAUUCAUGCUCAUUAUUCUCAUUUAAAACCAUUUACAUACGUAAAUAUUUUAUUAUUAUUAUUAUUUUUUUACUAAAUUUGUACAUACAUAUGUAUGUAUGAGGAAAUAUUUAUAUUCAACUUUAGGAUUUAUUUGAUUUUAAGCUUCCUUUUAACGAGAGCAAACAAACAAACAAAAAUCAAAUAAUUUAUAUUCAUAUUUAAUAAUACAUACUAUUACAUUUAAUGUUUACUUUAUAAUAAAUAAAAAAAGCAGAAUUUA